Myodes glareolus (Bank vole) is the source of this 908-nucleotide messenger RNA. Lineage: Eukaryota; Metazoa; Chordata; Mammalia; Rodentia; Cricetidae. The record is from RefSeq and is a predicted model, not a curated record.
AGUCCCGUGACCCAUGUUUUGUGCCUGCUGUGGGUAGGAGAAGAUGAAGUGGACCCAAUGAGAAGUAUGAGGAACUCAGAUGAGCAACAGGGAGGCCCUGGUUGUGGGAUAACACCAUCUAGAUGGAUGUGUGGGAUUUGAGGCAUCAUUGGUGGACAGAGUGCUGAGUGGGGCUCGUUGUAUUAACGAGGCCUUUAGAUGGGUUGAUGUUCUGUCCUAAACUUGAAUUCUUGGGGCACCCAGCUGUGAGUGGGACUUGAUCCUGGGGCAAAGAUGGCCUCCUACAGCCCCUCCCCCUCCCAGUUUGUCAUCCUCCCGGCAGAAGAGGAACCCUCACACUGACCGCAUUGGUUCCUUAACAUUCCCUCAAGAGAUCACUUGCCAUUGGACAAAUGUCAGCCAGAGCAGGAGCUCGGCUCUGAGACAUGUCACAGUCGUCAGGUAGCCCUGGGAGAGGCAGGGGAAAGAGCAGGUUGUAGAUUUCCAGCUGAUGAGGCCCCAGGAGGUUCAAACACCUUCGUGUCUGGUCCUGGACUGCUGAUCUGGAGAGAGUGCUAGCAGGACACAGCUCUCCCUCUAGGGCAGGAUGGCUCAGGAUCUCAGUGAGAAAGAGCUGCUGAGGAUGGAGGUGGAGCAGCUGAAGAAGGAAGUGAAGAACCCUCGCGAUCCGAUUUCCAAGACAGGAAAGGAAAUCAAGAACUAUGUUCAGGCCCAAGCAGGGGCUGACCCUCUGCUCCAAGGCAUCCCAGAAGACAAGAAUCCCUUCAAGGAGAGAGGCACUUGUGUGAUAAGCUGAUGGCCCAGAACACCCCCCCCCCUUCCUGUCCCUCCUCAGCCAGGCCCAACCCAGCCACCAAUGUUUACCUCCUCUUAGACUUAAAAUGAGUAAAGAUGCUGAAGAAAAAAUA